AUGGAAUCUGGGGGUGUCUCUUUGGAGGAUCUUGAAGAAUAUUACAUGGUGGUCAACCAAACGUUCAGAAGCGAGGAAGAAGGAUACAAGUACUACAAUUCUUAUGCUUUGUUGAAAGGGUUUGGUGUUAGAAAGGAAGAUCUUGAGUGCAAGCCGGACACAAAGAUUGCUUUCCGGCGCCUUUUCAGCUGCUCGAAAGAAGGAUACCGUGCAGUGAAGCAUUUUAAUGCAACAAAUAGAAAACGACAGCCAAGGGCGUUGUCCCGUUGUGGGUGCAAGGCUCGGUUGGAGAUCGAGCUUCAUAUGGAAUGUGGUGAAUGGUUUGCUAAAAUUUUUGUUGAUGAACAUAACCAUCCACUUGUGAAGCCGGAUCAUACAGCUUUCAUAAGGUCCCAUCGUGGGCUAAGUGAUGCUCAAAAGGCUGAUGUCAUUGAGUAUGGAAUUGGUGGCCUUCGAACACAUCAGAUAAUGGAGAAACAACACGGGGGUUACUACAAGGUUGGAGAUGGUGAAUUUUUUUACAAGUACAAGACAGAGGAAGAAGGUCAUCUGCAGAACCUCUUUUGGACGGAUGCGCAGUCUCGAAUUGAUUAUGAUGCCUUUGGUGGCGUUGUGGUGUUUGAUAGUACGUACCGUGUGAACAAAUACAAUCUUCCAUUUGUCCCUUUCAUUGGAGUGAAUCAUCAUCACAGCACGACUGUGUUUGGAUGUGGUAUUGUAUCAGACGAGACAGUGGCAUCAUACGUGUGGUUGCUCAAGGCAUUUUUGGAGGCGACGCAGCAGAACCCUCCCAGGUCCGUGAUGACCGAUGGUGACCGUGCAAUGGCAAAGGCAAUAUCGAUGGUGUUUCCUGGUACAGAUCACAGAUUGUGCAGCUGGCACAUCGAGCAAAAUAUGAUACGCCACCUCUGCAAUCCAAAGCUCGGUGACUUUAGAAAAUUUGUUUACCAUGCGAUGAAGGUUGAUGACUUUGAGAGACGUUGGGUUGAGUUUAAGGACAAGUAUGAAAUUACAGAAAAAGAUGAAUGGAUUAACAGGAUGUAUGAGCUGAGGAAGAAGUGGUCCAAGGCAUAUACGAAAGGGAGAUAUUUCCUUGGCAUGCAAAGCAACCAGCGGAGUGAAAGUCUGAACUCAAGACUUCAUAAGAAUCUGGACAGGAGAAUGUCUCUUGUCGAUUUGUUAGAGCACUAUGAUCUCUGUCUAUCGCGUAUCCGUAGGAACGAGUCCCAGUUGGAUGCUGAAGCUUCACAAACAGUACCCUUCACAGAUUUACAUGCUGAACCACUAGAGCGAAGUGCUGCACGUACUUACACUCCAGAGAUGUUCAAGAGAGUGAAAGUGGAGAUCAUCCGUUUAGUAGAAUGGGAAAUAGCAGAGGUUCUUAUGUGA
Messenger RNA from Brachypodium distachyon (stiff brome), 1389 nucleotides. RefSeq names its product protein FAR1-RELATED SEQUENCE 5. Bases 1 to 1389 code for a protein of 462 amino acids. Lineage: Eukaryota; Viridiplantae; Streptophyta; Magnoliopsida; Poales; Poaceae. The transcript has 3 exons. The record is from RefSeq and is a predicted model, not a curated record.